Messenger RNA from Cladocopium goreaui, 10008 nucleotides. The record is from the annotation of a GenBank genome assembly. Lineage: Eukaryota; Dinophyceae; Suessiales; Symbiodiniaceae.
AUGCUUGAUACCAAACAUUUUUUUUUGCAGGAGGCCGCUCACUUGGGCUACACAUGUCGUAAGGGUCUCAAACCAGAGAGCCCAAACCAGGACUCUUGGUUCUACCUGAAGGUGGAAGACCAGUUCACAUUACAUGCAGUCUUUGAUGGCCACGGUCAAAAAGGUCAUGACGUGUCUCUUUAUGUCAAGGACAACUUGCCGAAGAUCAUGUUGGUGGAUGAGCGCUUCAAGAAGGGCUCGGAGCUUCUUCCUCAUCUCAUGAAGGAUUGCUUUCAGAAGAUGCAAGAUUUGAUCGACCUGGCGGACAGCUCGAAACAACUCACUGCGAGGUUGUCGGGUACUACUGCCACCGUGGCACUGCAUGAUCACAAGCAGAAUGUUGUGACUGUUGCCCAUGUUGCUGAUAGUGUGGCAGUACUGGGCAAGGAAAAGAAGGGUGGCGCUUGGGAAGCUGUUCAGCUGACCCGUGAGCACAAGCCGAAUCUCAAGGACGAGAGAGCUCGAAUAGAAAAGGCUGGCGGAAAGGUGGUGUACGAUGGUUAUGCGAACUACCGAAUUUAUGCAGGGAGGUUUCCAGCAGAUGAGCAUCCACAGCCCGGAAGUCUGCUGGUCACUGAGGCUCAACAUGUCCAGAUGUCUUGGACCAAGCCUGAUGAACUCCUUAAGCCGAUCAGUAUCUUUUCUGUGCUUUGGCGUGCGUAUGCCUCUGCAAGGCUCAAGUCGGCCUGUGUUGCUCGGUGGAUCAAUCGGGUCUUGCCUGCUGCCUUGUGCGGUGGUCGCCGUGGGUCGGAUGUGUUGAGCAUCAUGUUGCUUUUGUUUGAGCAUGUUGACAACAAUCGCUUUCUUGGUUCGCUUGAUUUUUCGAAAGCUUUUGGUCAUGUUCGGCCUCUCUCCGCGGGUGCUGCUAUGGUUCACACUGGCUGCCCUGCGGGUCUCGUGCGGGGCAUUCUGAGUGUUUGGAGGCAGCGUCGGCUGCUGUGUUGGGGCUCUUCGGUCCAUCACAAGUUUAUUGGUGUUACCGAGAGCAUGCCUCAGGGUGACCCUUUUGCCGUGCUUGCCUUGGGCUUGUUGUUGCGUAUCCCGGUGCUGAAGUUGCAGGCCCGCUUCCCUGGUUUGUUGCAAGUCAUCUACGUGGACGACCGUACUUGGUGUUGUGACUCGGCUGCUGAGUGUGUUGAGGUGUGGAACUGCUGGGAGCGCGAAAGCGCGCGCCUUGGUUUUCGUGAAAAUCACAGUAAAGCCCAGUUCUUCCACAGAACGGCGCAAGGGCGGAAGGCCCUUAAAACUCGUGGUUGUGCGGCGUCGCAUACUGUCACGAUCCUUGGUGUCGAAGUUUCCAGCUCGGAAUCCCGUGGUUCUUCUAAAAAAGAGCUUGCUCGGUUCCAGCGGGCCAUGACGGUCUUGCGCAAGUGUCGUUAUUUGCAUCAUGGUGUGUUGCGGAAAGCGCACUUGUGUACUAGUGCGGCUAUGAGUGCGGUUUCUUGGGGCUGGUGCCAGCGCGCUCCUCCUAACAACUUGGUCGAUAAGUUGCGGCAAGGUUGGCGUGUUGCUCUUGAUGUGGUUCGUCAGAGUUCUUGGUCGCUUGUUCAGCUUCUUGUUGGGCAUGGUUCUGACAUCCUUUUCACUUCUGGUUGUUUGCUCUUCUCGGCGUAUGCCCGUCUUGGGCAUAAAGGUUUGCUUGGUGACAUCACUUGGGGCCGUAGUCAUGGCACGGUGCAUCGCUUGCGUUCUUGGCUUGGCGAUCUUGGUUGGUUCGAGAUCCGUCCUUGGUGUUGGCGUCCGGGUCGUGUUUGCAUCGAUCUCUUAAACGUUGCUUGCCUUGAGGAGAUCCAAGGUUUUCAGCAUGCUCUCAGGAGCUCCUGGCGUGUCCAUCAGUGGAAUACACACCGUGAGUCUGGCCGUCGUGACUCUCAGGUGGGGCCCCUUGAUUUGGAUUCCGUUGCUGUUGCUAGGUCCUAUUGUUUGGAAUACGGGAAGCAUGCCUUCUCGAUCCUGACUGGUGGGUGUGUGAGUGAUGCCCGCAUUCAUGCGGGAACGGUGUGCUCGUUUUGUGAUCUUGGUGAAAUCUCGGGUCGCGAGCAUGAGUGGUGGGUUUGUCCGGCACACACAACGGUUGGGUGCUCUAGGCGUAUAGACAAAAACAAAAAGAGGACGUGGCCCUUCGCCACAGGAUGUCUCAACGGGGAGCGCAUGUGGGGCAGGCUGCCCACCCUGGACCAAGAUCUAGACGAUCCAAUUCGAGGAGCCAACACUAAGGUGGAUGGCCAAGACAAACAUGGGGGAACGGCCAUCCUGGUCAAGAAAAACCUGGUUGUUCGUCCUGCUUGGAAACUUUGCCAUGUGGGUGGUUCUGCUCAAGCGGUUUGGUUGGGGGGUAAGUUGCUGAUUUCCCUCUACUUAGCACCUACGUUUGAGUCCCAGGAGGUUUUUGCUUUAACUGUGGCCAAACUUUUUUCUCUGCCGCAAGGCACGCAAUGGGUCAUGGGGGGGGACUUCAAUGCCACACCGGAGGAAUGUCCCUUUAGAUAUGUGUUUGGCGCUGAGGCCUUUGAAAUUCUUGCCUCGGGCAAGCCCACGCGGUGGAAUGGAAAGAGAUGUAUUGAUUAUUUUUUGAGCGAUCAAUACCAUGGCACACCUUCAGCCCCGGAAAUUCACAUCUCUGAUCAUAUCAUUCAGGAACUCCAGCUCGAUUUUCAGGAAUCAAGACAUCCCAGUGUGAGCCUGGCGCCUAGCCCCAGGAUUCCACCAUACCAAGGUUCUGACGCUGUGUGGCAGAGAGCGGCCAACAGAGUGUGGUGCCAACAGCAGCAAUUAGUUCCGCAAUCUUGGUCGCAGGACUUGGAUCAGGAUUGGGCGCAGCUUUCGAAGACCUUUUUUGACACUUUGCUUCAAACUCAAGUUGAGCUGGCGCCGGAAACGGUCAGUUCGGUGCCUGCGGCCUUGCUCCGUAGGGGCAAACCUGAUAAGGUCCAAAUCAAAACACGUGACAGGUUGGUCAAACCCACGGCGGGAUGGUUUGCCACUUUCAAAGAACGACAUCUCAGCAAUCUGCUGGCCAGGUUGCACGAGGCUCAAAGAAUGCAAAAUCAAGCUCGAAUCUCUGUGGCUCAAGCUAUGCAUGAGAAAGCCCUGUGGGAUCGAAUCAGACGUAGUCAGUAUUAUGACCCUUCCAAAGGGAUCCAGAUGAAUAUUCAGAUCAUUUCUCGCACUUUGGAGCAGCACACUGCCCAAGCUGAUCGUGCCAGAUUGGAUCGGUGGACUCAGAAGAUGCAACAUGACAAGCAUGCUCUUAAAUGGCUUCGUCAAGAACGUAGCCCUCUCUACCCUUCGGUCAAGGUUUCUCCCAAUGCGACGCCAAGUGGUACUCUCCAGGAAAGCUUGCAGAAUCUCAGUGAUUAUUGGAAAGCUAUCUGGGAGCGUGAAGCCAUCGACAUUGAAGCCCUCUGGGAUGACUUUACGGAAUUUACUCCGGCUCAGAUGGGCCCCGACCAAUGGCAAAUCCAUUUGCCAAAGGGAAAGCCACCUCAACCUGAUGGCAGCGUCUUGGCAGCGGACCUCCGUCCGGUGUCUGUUACCUCUGUGUGGUGGCGAAUCGCCAACAAUGCGAAAUAUCGACUGCCUGAAGUACAACAAUUCAAUGGUGUCGAAGAUGCUAUCGCACCAAUUUUGGUCAAAGAAAUGACCGGGGGGAUAGUUUGCACGCUGGACCUGGACAAGGCCUUUGAUCGCACCUCUCCUGAGCUGGCAUGCAAAGUGUUUCGACACCUUGGCAUGCCAUCGCACACCGCUGCGCUGUUGCAGCAUACGUGGACAAAUCAAAACAGAUUUCUGCAGUACCAAGGCGAAAUCCUGAAGCAACCUUGCUUGGUCGGCAACUCCUUGCCGCAGGGCGACUGCUGGUCCAUGCUGGCCAUGUGCAUGGUCCUUUUACCUAUUGGCAACAGAAUUGAACGCCAAUUCCCUGCAACCACUCAAGCCAUUUAUGCAGAUGAUCGCAGCUUUGUCAGUCCCGAGCCGCUUGAGGCUCUGAAGGUGCGUGAUAUGUGGCACGAAAACACUGCAAAAAUUGGUCUCAAGGAGAGUGUUGGGAAAGAACAAUUUUUUCAUAGAAACAAACCCAUCAGACGAAAGCUGGUUAAGCUGGGGCUCCCAGCUGCCAGCUUGGAAGAUGCUACUUGCAUCCUUGGCUUCAACUUUAUGCCGGCACAGCGCAGAAAAGCUGUGGGCAAGGAACACACAGCCAAAGUCAAAGCUCGCAAAUGCCGAUGCUUGCCCGGUGGUGGUGCACGCCAACAGUGCAUGGCGCGCAUGACAGUGCCCACUGUGGCUGGCUGGGGAUUGGUCUGUAGACAACCUACGCAAGCAGAGGCCCACGACUUCUUUCAACUGGCGAAAACAUUUCACACUUGGCCCAAACAAUCCAGUGUGUUCUCAAACUUUGAAGAAUGGCGUCAAUCCAAUCGGAGGGAUGCCGCCGAAUGUGUUGAUGUUAGAAUUACUGCAGAACAUUUUGCUGCGCUGAAAAAGGUCAACCUGAAUGCAGACAGUUUGGCUUGCCUCACUGGUGCUUUCGUGUCUCCCAAGGCAUAUGAGGACGGGACGCAGAACAUGACUUGCAGGUCAUAUCAUUAUGCUUGGCCAGCUCCAGGGCUGCCUGUCUACGUGCUCGACGUGGACACGAUUAAUCCCUGCCGUGGGCAGGGCACUAUGCGGCGGCUGCCCCGCGCUGGCUGGCUGCGCUGUGGCUGUGGUGGCUGCGCUGCGCUUUGUGGUUUUUCUGCAGUGGUCCUCAUGGGGUGGCUCAUCUUGGAGCUCUGCUACGUACAGGAAUUCGUUUUGCUGGUUGUACAGCUCAAGCCCUGGAUCAGUUUUACGGGUCCCAGCUUGCAAGUUUUGCCUGCCUACCUGAUGGUUACCGACUACCUGCGCUCUGCCAUCGGUCGACUGGUGGCCCUUGGGCCGCGGUGUUUUAAUUUUGAGGAUUCUUUUUUGGCCUGCAGACUCCUGCGCUCGAUGCCGGGCGUGGUCGUGGUCGCUGGCAUUGUCUACUUCAACAAGCGCUUUGGUGUUCAGAUCGUUGUCAUUGACCUUGGCGAUGACACUGGUCGUCGUAAUGAUCCGAUGAGUUUUGGUGUUGCUGCCAAUCAUAAGGAUGGUCCUGUCGUUUUGGUCUUAAAAGAUGGUCACUACCAGCUUGCGGUGCUUAAACCCGGUUGUGAAUAUCCUGAGGAGUGGAUUCAAGCUGAAGAAGCUAAAGCUUCGACGCGCUUGUGUCGUGGUGGCGGUCGGCGGAUUGAUGGUUGGCGUGCUCCUGCUACCCCCCCUUCUCCGCAGUCCCCUGGCUCCCGUUCUGAGGUUGCUUCUGUUGGGGCUUCGGUGGCGGCCCCGUCUGUUGCGGCGGCUUCGUGGCGGGUUUCUCACACUCCUGGUUCUUCUCGUGACCGUCCGGGCUCUUCCUCCGAUCCUCCUCGGUCUCCUGGUGGUUCCUGGCGUCCUUCGUCCACGGUUGUUGACAGUCUGGAUGUUGUUGCCAGUGCGGUGCGAUCGGUUGUCUCUUCGCCUGAUCGUGGGUCCAAGGUGCAUGUGUUUGAUCAUGAUGAUGUCUUUGAUCCGGACACGUGUCCGUAUCCUCGGAAGAAAGAUGCUUGGAAUCCGAAAAACCAACGUGAACAGUCUUGGACCUGCCCGCUGUGCGGCUUCAUGGUGCGUGCCCCGGCUGGUCCGCGUGCUCGGUUGAUGUUGAGGUGGCGCAAGGAUAAUCACUUGACGCAGCAACACAAAGAUGCUUAUGGUAAGGGCAAGAUCCCCAGGUUGAAUCAAAAAGAGCCUGCUCCUGUUGCUUCUUCGGCCUUGCCGGUGCAUUUGCAGGAUUGGGUGUGUCACUUGUGCGGUGAAGCUCUUCCUCGCAUGUCUCAUAGGUUUACGCAUGACAGAGCCAUUCAGGAACACUUUCGUGCUAAGCACCCUGGUGUUACGCCCACUGAGGCCUACCGUGCCAAGCAACGGGAGGAUAAAGAGGUGCGUGCACGUAUGAGUGUUCGUGGUCACAAGGUUGGUGCUCUUAAGCGUGCUGAGGCCCAAGCCAAGCUUGAAGUUAUUAGGAACUUGAACGGUCACCUUCUUGAUCAUCAUGUCUUUCGGUUUUGUCCGGCUAAGCACAAGCGUGGGCAAUCGGUUGAGUCCAACUUUGUGUGUCGGCGCUGCUGGCGGUCGGGCGGGUCCAAUCGGUUUGCACAGGUUUCGGCGGUUUGUCGAGGUCCUUCGGAUCGCAUGUCUUGGUGGCGUCACUUGUGUAGGUUUGCGGCUCAGAGCUCUGACAAUGUGGUGCAUUUGCGCAACAUGUGUGGCCUGUCUGAUGAGGUGACUGCAAUCUUGUUGGCUGGUGCCCCUUUGGUUCGUCGCAUCAAUGGCAAGAGACCUCUGCGUGCCCUGGACUCGCUUCCGCGUGAGCUUGAGCAAUCCCCGGUCCGUCGUUGUUUGGCUCCCGUUGCUCGCUGGGUUGACUUUCCUCCUUGUCCUCCGAACGUGUCGGAAGCCGUGCAUGGUGAACCUGAGGACGCUGCUGACGUCCGGCUUGGUGGUCACCGCAAUGAGCGCGUCGGGGAGGCCGCGCAUCCCGGUCCCCGGCAUCGCUUUCGUGGGCAUCAAGAUCUUUGUGUGCUGUCUUUGAAUGUUGGUGGCAUGGUUGGCGCCUGGCGUUGGCUGAAUACACAAAAACGGUGUGAAUAUCCGGUGGUCUGCUUGCAAGAGUUCUCUGGCACUGAAGAGCAGUUUCGUGCGUUUGUCGCGUGUGCGCGUCACUUGGGCUAUUUGGGCUUUCAUGCACCUUCUGUCGGUCCUAAGGGUGGUGUUGUGAUGUUGGUUGCCACUUGGCUUCGGUCGCGUCCGUUCGAGGUGCUCUCUACUUCGGGUGGUCAAGCGGUGUUUGCCUCCGUUAAUGGUACCCUGCUUGGUUCCGUUUAUGUGGCGCAUCAUGAGGACUGUGACGAGUUCCUUCGUUCCGUGCUUGACACUACCAUGGCUGGUGGCUCCGCCUGGUGCUUGCUUGGUGACUGGAAUCUUGUCCCGGUGGACAAUUGGUUCAACGACGUUGUGUGUUGCGAAGGUGCUUCGGUUGUUGUUCCGGAGGGGGUGACCGCUACACGUUGGGAAGGCAACAGGGUCAUUGACUAUGCGGUCACGACUUUGCCUGGUGUUAAUGCUUGGUGUUUGCCCACCCGCUGGUCUGAUCACAAAGCUGUCGCGGUCAACCUUAACCUUGUCCAGCUUGAUGUUGCCCGUACUUGGGAAGUUCGUCCGUGCCUCAGGUACUUGCCUAGGAUCGGUUUGGAAGGUGAAGCUUGUGCGGCUGUUGAGCUUGCUUGGUCUCGCUCUGGCUUGCAGCGUGCUGAUGCUGUGGUGGGUCAUCUUGAGGCUUUGCAAGCUUCGUCUGAGCACCUGGUUGAGCAUGUCGACUCAUUGUGGGAGCAGCUCCAGAACAUCUUCGAGUCCGUCUUGCGCGAGGCGGGUUUGGUUGAUUGUCGCCCUACUGCUGAGUUCCGUGCUAAAGGUUGUGCUCCGUGCUUGCGUGAGCGGUUGCCUCAUCACCAAAGGCCGUAUCUGUGCCAUGCCUCGAACGAGUUGCGUGUGUUGUUGCGGUUGUACGGUCGCAUGUCUGAGUGUGUGCGUCAGGGUCGUGACUGUUCCACGGUUCCGCGUAUCCGCCGCUGUCGGUUUUGGACGCCUGAGCUCACUUUGGCUGAUGUUGCUUCUCGUAUCCAAGUUCUUGAGCAAAGGGCUAAGGCUGUUCGGAUUGCCCGCUGGAAGGACAAGAUGCAAACGGACCCUGAUCUCUAUCGGUGGUUGCGUGGCAGGCAGCCUUCCUAUACUCAAAAUGUGUUCAAUGAUGAAAGUGCUGACCAUAGGGUCAGCUCCGACGUGCGUGAGGUGCUUGAUACUUUGGUGUCCUUUUGGUCGACCAUCUGGUUUCGUGAUGGCUCGAGCGAAAGCGACAUGCCGGCCUACUUAACGGAAUAUGAAGAUCCCUGUGAGGUCGAGGUUUGGCCGGCUGUGACUGCUUUCGAGCUUCGUGCUGCUUGUUCUCGGCAACGUGGCAAGGCGGCCGGUCUGGAUGGGUGGCUGGGCGCCGAGCUCUUGCUCUUUCCUCACUCGUGUUGGCUUGUGCUUGCGCGUGCCUUGCGUGUGUGCGAGUUGCUUGGUGUUUUCCCGUCGGUUUGGUCUUUUGUGAAGCAGAUCCACUUGGUUAAGCCUUCUUCAUCCUCGGACGUUUCCUUGUCUGUUCCCGCCAGUCAGCUUAGGCCGACCAGUAUCUUCUCUGUGCUUUGGCGUGCGUAUGCCUCUGCACGGCUCAAGUCGGCCAGUGUUGCUCGGUGGAUCAAUCGGGUCUUGCCUGCUGCCUUGUGUGGUGGUCGCCGUGGGUCGGAUGUGUUGAGCAUCAUGUUGCGUUUGUUUGAGCAUGUUGACAACAAUCGCUUUCUUGGUUCGCUUGAUUUUUCGAAAGCUUUCGAUCAUGUUCGGCCUUUCUCCGCGGGCGCUGCCAUGGUUCACACAGGUUGCCCUGCGGCUCUCGUGCGGGGCAUUCUGGGUGUUUGGAGGCAGCGUCGGCUGCUGUGUUGGGGCUCUUCGGUUCAUCACGAGUUUAUUGGUGUUACCGAGAGCAUGCCUCAGGGUGACCCCUUUGCCGUGCUUGCUUUGGGCUUGUUGUUGCGUAUCCCGGUGCUGAAGUUGCAGACCCGAUUCCCUCGUUUGUUGCAAGUCAUUUACGUGGAUGACCGUACUUGGUGUUGUGACUCGGCUGCUGAGUGUGUUGAGGUGUGGAACUUCUGGGAGCGUGAAAGCGCGCGCCUUGGUUUUCGUGAAAAUCACAGCAAAGCCCAGUUCUUCCAUAGAACGGCCCUUGGGCGGAAGGCCCUUAAGACUCGUGGUUGUGCGGCGUCACAUAGUGUCACGAUCCUUGGUGUCGAAGUUGCCAGCUCGGAUUCCCGUGGUUCUUCUAAGAAAGAGCUUGCUCGGUUUCAGCGGGCCAUGACGGUCUUGCGGAAGUGUCGUUACUUGCAUCAUGGUGUUUUGCGGAAAGCACACUUGUGUACUAGUGCGGCUAUGAGUGCGGUUUCUUGGGGCUGGUGCCAGCGCGCUCCGCCUAACAACUUGGUCGAUAAGUUGAGACAAGGUUGGCGUGUUGCUCUUGAUGUGGUUCGUCAGAGUUCUUGGUCGCUUGUUCAGCUCCUUGUUGGGCAUGGUUCUGACAUCCUUUUCACUUCUGGUUGUUUGCUCUUCUCGGCGUAUGCCCGGCUUGGGCAUAAAGGUUUGCUUGGUGACAUCACUUGGGACCGUUGCCAUGGCACGGUGAAUCGCUUGCGUUCUUGGCUUGGCAAUCUUGGUUGGUUCGAGAUCCGUCCUUGGUGUUGGCGUUCGGGUCGUGUUUGUAUCGAUCUCUUGAACGUUGCUUGCCUUGAAGAUAUCCAGGGUUUUCAGCAUGCUCUCAGCUCUUGGCGUGUCCAUCAGUGGAAUACUCACCGUGAGUCUGGCCGUCGUGACUCUCAGGUGGGGCCCCUUGACUUGGAUUCCGUUGCUGUUGCUAGGUCCUAUUGCUUGGAUUACGGGAAGCAUGCCUUCUCGAUCCUGUCUGGUGGGUAUGUGAGUGAUGCCCGCAUUCGUGCGGGUACGGUGUGCUCGUUCUGUGAUCUUGGCGAAAUCUCUGGUCGCGAGCAUGAGUGGUGGGUUUGUCCGGCUCACACAUCUGUUGGGUGCUCUAGGUUCGUGCACCUUUCGGGUGCUGCUAAGGUUUCCAUUGCUACGGAGGCUGUCAAACUCGUCGGCAAGUUCGCUCCGACGAAGGCCAUGGAUGCUGCUACGGAACUGGCCAAAGAGGCGUGGGAUCGAUGGAUCUACGAAGAAGGUGGUCAGGUGGUGGAUGACAUUACCGUUGUUCUGCAGUAUUUCCAGCCCGGCGUCGUUUCUCCGGGCCACCCCGAAGACGAAGCGGACCCGGUGAGCGUACCGGAAUAG